Molecule: messenger RNA, 1497 nt
Organism: Entrophospora candida
Lineage: Eukaryota; Fungi; Glomeromycota; Glomeromycetes; Entrophosporales; Entrophosporaceae
Source: the annotation of a GenBank genome assembly
AUGAAUGUGAACAAAAAGGAACUUAAUGUUGUCAAUGAAUUACAAAAUCAUCAUCAACCUUAUCAACAACGUUUUCAACAACAGCAGUGUCGUCAACAAAAUAUUCAAAACAGACAUCGACAGCAACACUAUCGACAACAACCUUAUCGACCACAACAUUACAGAUUUAAAGUAGAUUCAAGAAAUUUACGUCGUCAUGAUGUUCAUGGUGAUGACGAUGGCGAUGGUAGUGAUGGUAAAAGAGAAGUUGAACAGCAGCAAUUUGAACCUGAUUCAUAUUAUAAUAACAAUAAAACAUAUCCAAGAAAUGGUGAUAGAAUGAGAUAUGAUGAACACAACAGACAUUAUAAUAAUAGUAAUAAUAAUGAAAAAGAACCUCACUUUGCUACAAUUGAUUAUUACGAAAACAAUGGUAAUAAUAAUAUGUAUUAUUAUAAUAAUUAUUAUGAAGAUUGUAAUCCAUAUAAUGAAAAAUUAUAUUAUAACAAAAACAUAAGAAGACAUGACGAUGGAUUACAACAGAGUUACAAAAGACCGCCGUUACAUUUAAGAUUUAAAGAUGAUAACAAAUAUCCUACAUAUUAUUAUCCUAGAUCAAGAUCCCCCAGCUAUCAAAGAUCUAUAGAUUACAUAAAAAGACAAAGUCUCCCCCCUUCAUCUCCAUCAUCAAUAUUAAAACAACAUGAAUUUGACGACUACUUAAAAAAUCGGGGAUCGUUAACAACAACGCCAUUAACUAAAACGUCAACUACACCGAUUGAGAAACCUCCACUAAUGCUUAUAGUAUUAGAUCUGAAUGGUACAUUGGUUUAUCGUGAUGGUGUGCACAGACUGAUUCACCCACGUCCUUAUAUUUCUAUUUUUAAAAAUUAUUUAUUUCGAAACAAAAAUUUUAAUAUUAUGAUUUGGUCAUCAGCACAGAGAAUUAAUGUGAAUAAAAUGGUGAAAGAAAUUUUUGGAAAUGAUGAUAGUAACAAAUUGCUUGAAAUUUGGUCCAGAGAUAAAUUUCCCUUAACAAACAAAGAGUAUCAUUCCAAAUGUUUAACAAUAAAAGAUUUAGAAAUGGUUUGGGAUGAGUUAAACAAAUCUCUGAAAAAUAAAAACAUACAGCCAUCAUCUUCAUCGCCGCCAUCACAGUCAUCAACAAUAUUAUGGGAUCAGACUAAUACAAUAUUAAUAGAUGAUUCACCACUUAAAGCUCAAUUACAGCCUUACAAUGCGAUACAUUUAAAAGAAUUUAAUCGAGAAUUAUUCCAUAAUGGAAAUGAUAGUGAAUUAUUAAAUGUUAUUGAAUAUUUAGAAUUGUUAAAAUGUCAAAGUAACAUCAGCCAUUUUAUAAAAAAUCGUCCUUACGACAGCAAUCGAAAUUAUGCGAACCAUCAGAACGAAAUAAAUAUUGAAUCAGUAAGUGAUGAUACAAGAGCUAUGGCUGACAACUACGAUGAAGAGGAUAACGAAGAAAUAAUUGAGUUAGAUUUAGACGAAGAAGAUUUAUAG